Closterium sp. Naga37s-1 is the source of this 1389-nucleotide messenger RNA. The record is from the annotation of a GenBank genome assembly. Lineage: Eukaryota; Viridiplantae; Streptophyta; Zygnematophyceae; Desmidiales; Closteriaceae.
AUGGCGUCCUCCAUUGAUGAGCUGAAGAACAUCGAGAUCACCACUGGCGAAAUCAUCGCUGAAUACAUCUGGAUCGGCGGCUCUGGCAUUGACAUAAGGAGCAAGGCCAGGACUCUCAAGGGUCCCAUUGGACCAAAUGACGUGGUGAAGCUGCCCAAGUGGAACUUCGAUGGCUCCAGCACUGGCCAGGCACCCGGUGACGACAGCGAGGUCAUUCUCUACCCGCAGGCAAUCUUCAAGGACCCGUUCCGCGGAGGAAACAACAUUCUGGUCAUUUGCGACUGCUACACGCCGCAAGGCCAGCCCAUUCCCACGAACAAGCGCGCCGUCGCCGCCGAAAUUUUCGAGAAAGUGAAGGAGCACGAGGCCUGGUUCGGACUGGAGCAGGAGUACACGCUGAUGCAGAAGGACGUCAACUGGCCGCUCGGGUGGCCCAAGGGCGGGUACCCCGCGCCGCAGGGGCCGUACUACUGCGGCACGGGCGCGGACAAGGCGUGGGGCCGCGACAUCGUUGACGCGCACUACAAGGCGUGCUUGUACGCGGGGGUCAAGAUCAGCGGCAUCAAUGCAGAGGUCAUGCCCGGCCAGUGGGAGUUCCAAGUGGGUCCGUGCACGGGCAUUGAGGCGGGCGAUCACCUCUGGAUGGGACGCUACCUGCUCGAGGGCGACUGGAACGGUGCAGGGUGCCACACGAACUACAGCACCAAGGCGAUGCGCGAGGAGGGCGGGUACGACGUGAUCCUGAAGGCCAUUGAGAAGCUGGGCCUGCGGCACAAGGACCACAUCGCCGCCUAUGGCGAGGGCAACGAGCGGCGCCUCACGGGCAAGCACGAGACUGCUGACGUCAACACCUUCUCAUGGGGUGUGGCGAACCGUGGGUGCUCGGUGCGAGUGGGGCGGGACACGGAGGCGGAGAAGAAGGGGUACUUUGAGGACCGCCGGCCGGCCAGCAACAUGGACCCCUACGUGGUCACCUCCAAGAUCGCCGACACCACCAUCCUCUGGGACCCCAAGGGCGGUGCUGCUGUGUUGGAGAAGCGGCGAGUGGAAAAGCAGCAACUGGAGAACCAGCGACUUGAGAAGCAAAUAAGCAUUUGGAGCUCUUCCUUUCUUCUCCUCGCCCUCCCAUCUUCCUCCUCAUUCGCGUUUCCCACUCACUGGCGUUCGUUUUCUUUGUCGUUUUUCCGCUGUCCUUUUUCCUCCUUGCAUUCGGUCUUCUUCACUCUGUCAAUUUGCUCUGUUGACUUCUCUUCUCUGAUUAUCCUUCCCUGCGACUCUCUGAUCUCUGUGCAGGGAGGCAACGCUAAGGCGUGGGUGGGAAGACGGAGCAGCAGCGACUGGAUAGCACCUGCUGCGUUGGGGGCAGCUGGAGCAGCAGCGACUGGAUAA